This is a messenger RNA of Lactuca saligna, 1377 nucleotides long. NCBI's taxonomy places the organism in Eukaryota, Viridiplantae, Streptophyta, Magnoliopsida, Asterales, Asteraceae. The record is from the annotation of a GenBank genome assembly.
AUGGCGGCAUCACUGUUCACCUUAUCCUCCACUUCAAGAAGAGUCGUCCCAGCUCCAAACUCUCCUCCUCUUCCCAUAUACAUCAAAGCCACAAACGUCGUUUUCAAUCCUGAUAUACCAGAUGUUCAUCGAGGUCUUGGACUUGAUGAUUUUGUAAAUUUCUUAGUCUCCUGUCGACUUCGAUACGCAAUCAGUGACGUUCCAUCAGAUUUCUUUCCCGAACAAGUAUGUGAGUUCUACUACACUGCAACGAUUAAUCAUCAGAACAACGUCAUCUCCGAGACUAUUGGGCGUGGCAGACACUCUGUUUUUAUCACCGCUGACCUCCUUAGUGCUCCACUCAGGUUACCAAUCCUUGAACCAUUCUCUGAGCUUCCAAUUAUUGAACCCUGUCGAUGCCUCUUUGAUCAACUGGGCUAUGAUCACUCAAAGGCUGGUGCUCGAUCAGCUCUCAUUCUGCGUCAAUGUAUGACUCCAGGAUGGAAGUUCUUCACCGGGGCUCUGUGCAAAUGUGUGGGUCACAAAUCUCGCAGUGGUGAUCAAAUGAGCACUUAUGACCAACAAGUUGUCUGUUCCCUUCUUCUAAACAAACGACUUGAUUAUGGGGCUUUCUUUUUUGAUCAGCUUGUCCAAAUUCUUCGUGCAAAUGAUGAUCCAAUGGAAACUGACAUCGGCAUCUCUAAUCGAAUGAGAGAAUGGAUCGUGAAUCCAUAUACUGUUCCUUCACUAACCGCUGAUACUGAUGAAGGAGCUGCUGCUCAAGGGGAGCAACCAUCUCAGGGGGAGCAACCAUCCCAGGGGGAGCAACCUUCUCCGGGGGAGCAACAUCGCUCUCAAGAAGUUCCAGGUACUCAAUUCCUUCAUAUACCGGCCUCAACAUUUAAUGAGCUUUUGACACUGACUCGGGACAUGAGUCAGCGUCUUUUACGAAUUGAGGCGGAUGUCCAUCAGCUGAAGGGAGUUCUCUUGCCAACUCCUUCCCCUGGCCCACAACAUGAUGAUGAUCAAAAAGGCGGAGAAACUGAUGAUGAUCAAAACGAGGGAGAAACUGAAUCUGUUGAGCUCGGAUCUGAGGAUAACAUUUUAAACCAGACUGAGCCACCACAGCCAGUGCACGAGUCUGAUAGACCAGCUGCUGACGAGUCUGAUAGACCAGCAGAUACUGAAAAGCUUUCUGAAGAUAGUGAGCAUGAUGAUGAAUAUGAUGAUGAGUGUCAAAUGCUGGACAUUAACUUCAUUGAUCCCACUAUUUCAGUUCCAGGAGAAGCCUCAAAUGAUAAUGAAGAUGAACAUGAUGAUGAAUGUCAAAUGCUAGAUAUGAAAUUCAUUGAUCCCAUUAUGCCAGUUCAAGGAGAAGAUUCAGAUGUAGCUACAUAA